This is a messenger RNA of Monomorium pharaonis (pharaoh ant), 1034 nucleotides long. RefSeq lists its product as uncharacterized. The record is from RefSeq and is a predicted model, not a curated record. The coding region runs from base 199 to 945 and encodes 248 amino acids. The transcript has 5 exons. Lineage: Eukaryota; Metazoa; Arthropoda; Insecta; Hymenoptera; Formicidae.
CGUUGAGAAUAUUAGGUCUUGGCAAAUAAAUUUUAGCAACGAAACCAGUUUUUAUUAUGCAUAAAGAAAUUCAAGUCCGUGAUAACGAAAACUGAGAUUAAUUUUUUUCGUUUUUCCAUUUUCUUUGUCAAUCAUAAAGGAUCAAAAUUGUGAUCAAUAAUUGAGUCAUACAUAAGACAACUUCCUCUUUGCUAAAUCAUGGAUAAAAAUGCCUGUGAUGGACAAAUAAAUAAAAAACUCUUUACUACACAACCUCCAAGUAACAAUCACUUAAACUAUAAGAUACCUCAAUCUGUUGCAACAAAACUGAAAGAUAAUGAGAAAAAUAAUGAUAGCAAUAUUUUUGAUUACAAAAAUAUUUUGCUUAAAAUGACAGGAGAAAUAAGUUCAGGUUUUAUACACAGAAAUAAUUUAACGCAAAAACAGCCUAAUAUCAAUUCUAUAGAGGACACAGAAGAUGAUGAUGAAAAGUUUAUCUUAGACAUGAAAAUAAUAAUUGAUAAAAAUUGUAACAUGCAGAAUAAGGAGAAUUUCGGCAUAAGGGAUUUGCAAAGUAAAUCAUAUUUAUUGAGAAAAAAGAAAUGUGCAUUCAGCAAUGAGGAUCAAAAUUUGAUAAAACGAUUUAAAAAGUCUCUAGAUGAAAACAAGGCUUCGUGCGGAGCUCCGAAAAAGUUGCAACAGUCUGAGCAACAAAUUGAUACUGUCGAUGAUAAUAAUUGUUCGACAACCUUACAGAUUACCCCAACUACCAUUAAGUAUAAUGGUACUGAUACGAACUUCAGAUGUAAUACCAAUGAAUUACUUUUCCGAAUAGCUGCGAAAGAUCAGAGAAAUAACCAAUGGAUAACACCGGACAAAGAAAAAACUAUUACUGAAAUAGAAAUCGAACAGUUAACUUAUCACGAGAUGCAAUAUUUUACACCUCCUCAGAAAGAUGACUUAUAAUUCUAAAAUGACAUAUAUAUAAAUUUUAUUAUUUAUUAUAUUAUGCUAUAAUAAUUUAUAGCGUUAAAUUUAUGUAUAUCAGUUAUAUU